AUGGAUCGCAUGUCUAAACGGUCACCAUGGGUCAAGUCUGUGACUUUACCCAUCGCCCGGUCUACAAAUUAUAAUUCGAAACGGAUGCCCCGAAGGAGUCGCUUACUCGAGGCCACUGCGACUGUGGUUGUGCUGGCACUGGUUUGGUUCCUGUUGGUUGCUCCUCGGAAAGGGUCGAUCAAGCUGGAGUCUGCGACUGCAGAACGGUCAAAACCAGUGACAAACGCCACGGAAGCGCUAGACCUACUUCCAUGCUCACAACUCAGGGGCGCCAAAGACACCGUCGUGGUACUGCAGACAAGUGCCGCAGAGCUGGAGCAACGACUACCGAUCCACUUUGAGACAACGUUACGCUGCUACCCAAACAGGCUUAUCUUCUCCGACUGGAAUGAGACCUAUCAAGGUCAUCCGAUUCUCGAUGCCAUCGCGAACAUCGACUUUAAACGCAAACAAUUCCACCCGGAUCUUGAUCUCUGGCGCAGACUCCGAGAUGGUGGUCCAGAUGUUCUCGAAGAUGAGGAAAUGUGGAACGCUGAACAAACUACUGCCAAGCUGGAUAAGUGGAAGUAUCUUCUGAUGAUCAAUCAGACGCUGUACGAAUACCCCGAAAAGAAGUGGUUCGUCUUUCUGCAAACAGACACGUUUAUCUUCUGGAACAAUCUGCUCACGAUGCUGCGGGCGUACGACUCUAAGAAAGCUUGGUUUUUGGGCGCGCAGGUGGAGGGCUCGGAGUUGGCUGACUUGAAAGCUGGAUUUGUGCUAUCUCAUGCUGCCAUGCAGGCUCUCAUGAAGAUGUUUCGCGCGGAUUACGAAUCUUGGCAGCAACGUGCCGAUUAUCAUCCCUCAGGCGCUUCGAUACUAGGCACGGCAUUGGCAGAGGCCGGCGUCCAGCUCUCGAAUGCUUGGCCACUAUUGCAAAGUUCAAGUCUCGGGUCUUUAGAUUGGUCGGAAAGUAGGCAUGAAAGAAAACUCUGGUGUUAUCCGGCCGUCUCCUAUGGAAAGGUGGAUACGGAAACCAUCAGGGAGAUGUGGAAGUUUCAGCAUGGCUGGAUCAAAGACGAGGCGUCCAGUCAAACUCUGCUCUAUUCAGAUCUCUUUGAGAACUACAUGAUGCCACGACUUAGCGUACGAUCUGGAAGGGUUGAUGACUGUGACAACUUCAGCGGAGAUCUUGAUACCGGCGUUGUGGCGAAGGCGAUCGACGAUUGCAGACAGCUCUGUCUGGAUAGAACGAAUUGCGUGCAGUUUUCUUUCGCGAAUGGCAAGUGCGCACUUUCUGAUGUUCCGAAGAUGGGCGAGUACAAAGCUGGAGUGCAUUCAAGAUGGCUGUUGGCUCGCACGGAGAACUGGGCUCGGUCAGCUAGCUUGGGGAGUGAUUGCCCGACACAAGAUUUUGCGUCGUGGAUGACCUGA
Lecanosticta acicola is the source of this 1413-nucleotide messenger RNA. The record is from the annotation of a GenBank genome assembly. NCBI's taxonomy places the organism in Eukaryota, Fungi, Ascomycota, Dothideomycetes, Mycosphaerellales, Mycosphaerellaceae.